Cotesia glomerata is the source of this 1641-nucleotide messenger RNA. RefSeq names its product RAC-gamma serine/threonine-protein kinase-like. Gene Ontology annotation, molecular function: protein serine/threonine kinase activity; ATP binding. The record is from RefSeq and is a predicted model, not a curated record. The transcript is spliced from 5 exons. Gene Ontology annotation, biological process: protein phosphorylation. NCBI's taxonomy places the organism in Eukaryota, Metazoa, Arthropoda, Insecta, Hymenoptera, Braconidae.
AUGGGUUGUUGUUUUUCAUCCGGUCAGCAGCAAGAACAGCAUCGGCAAGUAAUCAAAGAAGGAUGGAUACAAAAACUCGGUGAACAUAACAAAAAUUGGCGAUCGCGGUACUUUAUUCUUUGGGACGAUGGAACUUUGGUGGGAUUUAAAUCAAAGCCAGACCAGCAAAUGACUGUGAUAAUGCAGCCACACAACAAUUUCACCGUUCGCGGUUGUCAAAUAAUGUUAACAGAGCGCCCUAAGCCCUUCACAUUCGUGAUUCGCGGAUUGCAAUGGACCAGUGAAAUUGAGCGAACGUUUCACGUCCAGACAGAGGAGCAACGUAAGGAUUGGGUCACAGCUAUCAGAUCAGUUGCGGACAGAUUGGCCGAAGAAGAACAAAUCCAGCAGCAGCACUCUCAGUCGGAGCAACAGAUGCAAAUAUCAUUCUUCUCAGAAGACGUCAACAUGGAAAACACGUCAUCAUCCAGCAAUGGACGCAGCAAUUCGACAAAUUGCACAGAUACUUAUUUAUUACCGAGUAUUAAUAAGCUAUCUGUUAAAUUGAAUGGCGAAGAGCCAUUUAGCAACAAAAAUUUCGAGAGAAACAAAGUAAAUUUAGAAAAUUUUGAAUUUCUCAAAGUUCUCGGGAAAGGUAGCUUUGGAAAGGUUUUAUUAUGCCGUGAAAAAGCUACGGAACACUUUUACGCUAUUAAAAUAUUAAAAAAAAAAUUUAUUAUUCGCACUAAUGAAGUUGCUCAUACGUUGACGGAAUGCCGGGUUUUACGCACGACAAAUCAUCCAUUUUUGACAUCAUUGAAAUACAGUUUUCAAACGCCUGAUCGGCUUUGUUUUGUAAUGGAAUAUGCUAACGGUGGUGAAUUAUUCUGUCAUUUGCGAGAGUCAUACCCUUUUUCUGAGGAUUGUACGAGAUUUUAUGGUGCUGAAAUAAUAUCUGCGUUAGGCUAUUUACAUUCUAAUGGGAUUAUUUAUCGAGAUAUAAAGCUGGAAAAUAUACUACUGGACAAAGAUGGGCAUAUUAAGAUUGUUGAUUUUGGGUUGUGUAAAGAAGAUAUCACUUAUGGUCAAACAACAAAAACUUUCUGUGGUACUAUAGAAUAUCUAGCCCCCGAAGUACUCGAGAAUAAAGAUUAUGGUCGAGCUGUUGACUGGUGGAGUGUUGGAGUUGUAAUGUAUGAGAUGAUAUUGGGAGAUCUACCAUUUUUUGACAAUGAUCAAGCAAAAGUAUGCCAACUUAUCGUACAAGAGGAAGUCAAAUUCCUCGAAACUAUUUCUAAUGAGGCUGAAAGUUUAUUAUCAGCUUUAUUGAUGAAAGACCCAGACCGGCGAUAAGGCGCUGGACCUGACGACGCCAUAGAUAUUAUGGAGCAUGCAUUCUUCUCAUCAAUCAACUGGUUGGAUCUAAAGCAGAAGAAAAUUUUGCCACCAUUUAAACCUGAACUAAAAUCAGAAACGGAUACUCAAUAUUUUGACAGUCGAUUUACUAACGCUAGUAUUGAGUUAACUCCUCCAGAUCAGAGCCUAAGUAGUCCUGAGCUCAAAUUUAUCACCGAAGAACAAGAAAAAUUUCCACAAUUUUCUUAUGAAAAUAGUAAUUUUUCUGCUACUCCUACUGACACACAUAUGUCAACAAUAUUCUAA